CCGUUUGAACAGAGCAAACCGGGCAGGCGGAGGUCGCCUGAUCUUCCACCGAUCUUGACGUUGCCAUGAAGCCGCCUCCGCGGAAGGGGGCUGCGGCCGCUGCUCAAGAGGAGAGGUGGAGGAAACUGCAAGAAUAUUUAGCAGCCAAAGGAAAGCUAAAGCGACCCAGUUCCAAACCAUACUUAAAGGACAGGAAUAAUCAGCAGAACCUGGUUCCUUCCAAAUCAGAUCCUACUGCCAGAUGUAAAAAAGAAAUCCUAAAGAAAACAGAAAGUGAACAGAAGAGGGAGGCAAAAUAUUCAGUCCUUGCUGGCCGGGUUCGGCAGAGCAGAUCGUCUGGUGCUUCUGUCUCUCAGAAGUCCCAGAAUGUACCUUCACAGCUGCUAAGAAAGGAUCCACUCUGUCCCCUUCCCUCAAAGGCCUCUGCUGAAAAUCUCUUUGGGAAACGGAGUAUCACAACAGCCUCCUCCAGGCAUAGUUUAUGCCAAGCAAGAAAAUCUAAAAAGUUGGAGCCAGUCACCAAACCACAGACUCAACCACACUUGCAGACUGCAAAAAGUUUCAUGCACCCGGACAACCCUGUGGAGAAUUUGCAAGAAAAAGCGAAUAAAGAGAACUUGGAGGCCAACGCUCCUCUGAGCCCUGACCUCCUAUCUGGGUCCCAAACAGUGAACAGCAAGCCAGUUGUGGGCUUUGAUUCACGAGGCAGCGUGCCUGGGAAAAAGCAAGCACGUUCUUAUCAGGUUGUUAAGUCAAAGGUACAGAGUAACCCCAGAAGGCCUUCAGCUAAUCUCAAAGGGGCUGAUCUUCAGAAACGAGUCCUUGGAGUGUCAGGGGUACAGACUUUAUUGAAGGUUAGCCAGUCAUCUACUCCUUGGAGGGCAGAAAUUAAAAGCCAGGAUCUAAAUCCCAGAGCAACAAAGCAAUGUAUGUCUGAGCAAAGAACAGAGAAUGCGGCACAGUCGAGGACAUGUAGAACCCCACAUACUCUUCAGAGGGGACAAUCAAAGGACCAGUGGGCAUGUGAGAAGCCGCCAGCAUGUGAGAAGACUCAGCAUGUGAGAAGGCGUCCAAGCAGUUCUCAUGCCAAAGCAAACCCCUCAGCAACAGAAUUAAGAGGAAAACGGACUCUCUCUUUGGCUGCAUGGGAGGAGACCAGCAAGUGUGGAAGCCCAGCAAGAAGGAACCAGAACAGUAAGAAGCUCCAGCCAACACCCAGGACUCCCAACUUGAAACCCAGGCCUGCCAUCUCUUCGGAUUGCAGAGCAAGUAAAACCACUGACGCUCCAAGAUGUGGGGAAAGCAAGUCAAGGCAGCUGGGGAUGGGAAUGGGUCAAGAGCCCAAAACCCCAUGUACACAGGAUCGCAGGAAGCUGCUAGAACAGUGGCUAAAAUCUCAAGGGAAAUCCUACAAGCGGCCAUCAAUGAAACUGCCUGCUGCAAAGCCACGGAAGAAAAGGGAGACCCUGAACCAGUCCUUCUGGAGUGGCCUGGGGGAAGAGGAGGAGCGAUUGGAGAACAGCUUGAGAGAGAAGAUCUCAAGUACACUGACAAAGUGCCUGAGGCUUGCUGAUGAGGGAUUUGCUUCAGAGGAGAUCCUAGCCAUGCUUUCCCAGAUCCCAGAGGCAGAGAAGUUUGCCCAGUUCUGGAUCUGCAAAGCAAAACUGCUGGCCAGACACAGCGCGGCUGACAUAGUCGGGCUGUACGAAGCAGCGGUCCGUGCCGGGGCUGCCCCACUGCACAAAUUGAAGGAGGUUGUUGCUGAGCUUUUGAAGAAUCCAGACACAACAGGCCAGGUGAUCCCCACUCAAGCCAGUCUUCUCCCUGACAUGGACCAGGUUGAAAUGAGCCCCCAGAGAACUUUGCAAUGCCAGGCUUGCAAGCCAGCCUCGGGCAUCAAGCUACAAGUGGUCCCACUGCACAGAACAAAAGAGCACUGGAGAGGGCCAGAGACAAAGCUCUUGACUCCGGUGCGGCGUUCCCUGCGGAUUGAAGGUGCUACUGCUUGCUACCCACAGAUGCUGAAGGACCACGACACAGUAGUGUCUUCCCUCAAUGAACUUACAGCCACGGGUCAUGGAAGCUUCUUUGUGUUCCGUAAAAAUGAAGCUUUGCCAGAGGACAUGGAAAUGGAGUUCUUGAAGUCAUGACUGUACCCCAGCCCUAAACGUGCCUCCAUACUUACGCAACAGAACAACGAAGUCAAAAUUUCCCCUAACCUCCUUCCCAGGCCCUCGGUUCUGUGUUUCUAAAAACCCGGCACAUGGUGUUGACUGUCCCUCUUUCCUCUUACAGCUGUGCAAAUACAUUGGAAACAUAAACAAACCCUCAUAAAAUAAUUAUAACUUUCA
Messenger RNA from Sphaerodactylus townsendi, 2351 nucleotides. It is a transcript of the gene CKAP2L, whose product is annotated as cytoskeleton associated protein 2 like. The transcript is spliced from 9 exons. The record is from RefSeq and is a predicted model, not a curated record. Gene Ontology annotation, cellular component: mitotic spindle; centrosome; cytosol. The coding region runs from base 66 to 2150 and encodes 694 amino acids. NCBI's taxonomy places the organism in Eukaryota, Metazoa, Chordata, Lepidosauria, Squamata, Sphaerodactylidae.